UGUGCAACUACUUGUUGGCUAGUUCUCCGGCUAGGGGUGCAGGGCACAUCAACAUCAGCAGGUUGAAAUCGAUCUCAAACAGAGAGGUUAAAGGAUCUGGAACCACAUUCCACAUUUGUAUGCAUAUGAUGAUGAAGAUAGUGGCGGAGCUAUAAUAUCCACGGCACGAGAAUGUUAAGUGUUUCUACGACACUAAUGCCGGCGAACCGGCAUGGGCACGCGCGAGGUGUACGAGGAGAAGCUCCGCAGCGGCGCGCACCUCCACCGCGACCCCACCAUCAACCCCGGCCUCGGCUCGCGCCACUGCCCGCGACGCCUCUCCCUCCUCAACCCCACCGGUGGAGAGGGGGACUGGGCCAUCACCUCCGUCCUGCACGACGCCACCGCCGUGGCUGGUUCCGUUGCCGGGGCGAUGCUCAGUGCCGUGCAGGGGUUUAACACAGGGAUCCCGUUUGUCCAGAAGCACGUGAAGGGGCCGAAGUGGCUGCACUUGCUUCUUGGGGUGCCACCACUUCUGUUGUUCUCAGGUGCCAGUGCUGUAUUUGGUGCGUAUGCACUUCCAAGGUUUGCUCAGCUCACCGUGACGUCUUACUACGCGGCAUCAAGUGGCUCUCACUACUCAGUUUCAAAGAUCACCCGCCAAAUCGAAAGCGUUCAUUUGUCAGAUACUGACGAGAAAUCUAGAUGAGUAUUUUGCAGUCAGUCUUCUAUUAUAUUGAUUCCAUGUACAUGGUAUACAAGUUCGUUUAUUGCUUUUGCCAUGUUGCAGUACGUACAGUGGUAGUUUUGCGGUGUUCGAGACACUCAAACCUGUUACCAUCAUAGAGGGAAUUAUAUAGCUUUGCUUAUGCCACGUUGAUAUUAAA
Phragmites australis (common reed) is the source of this 866-nucleotide messenger RNA. RefSeq lists its product as uncharacterized. The record is from RefSeq and is a predicted model, not a curated record. Bases 212 to 688 code for a protein of 158 amino acids. The transcript is spliced from 6 exons. NCBI's taxonomy places the organism in Eukaryota, Viridiplantae, Streptophyta, Magnoliopsida, Poales, Poaceae.